CGUACCAACAACGACUCAGCACCCCGGGUGGUGAGCGGUGGGGACACCCUCGGCGGCGUGCUGAUUCCGGAGCCAGGGCUGACCCCAGCUCGAUACUUUGCACGGUGUGGCCUGGGAGAAUGAGUAGGAUUUUCGCAGGCCGAAGGGAAACCCGGCGGAGGAAGGCUUCCCUCGCUGGUGUAGCAGUUUCCGUUUGCCGAGACUAAUAGUAAACUUAAUACCUGUCGGAUGGCGCGGGGGUUCGUCUCGUUCCUGGGUUACAGAUGAAGAAACAGUGGUCUGAACCCCGAUUUAGUUACAUAUUAGCUGUGUGACCUUGGGCCGGAAACGGACUUAAACUGUCAUUUUUCUCAGCCGUGUAAUGCAAAUAGAGGACUUGCUGCGUGGGGCUGUGGGAAUCUGCCAGGAGUUAAUGCAUUUAAAGUGCUUAGCACAAUGCCUGACACACGCACGCUGCAUCUUACACCAGUUCAGUUACAUAUUUGUCUCCAUUGUCAAACGCAAGGCACUGCUAGAUGCUGAGAGCAACACACUGAUGCAAAAGACUUGAAACUUGCCCUUAAGGAGCUAAUGUGGCCUGAAAGUCAGGUAAGAGGAAGAACUGGAGGGGGAUAGAAAAUGAAAGAAUAGAAGAAGCCAAAGAGGAAGGGAGAAACAAAAACAAAACAAAUCCAAGAAGAUGCUUAGAUGUUUAUUAUGAGACAUGGUGUGCUCAACUCUCAUAUGAUGUUGGUAUUCCACCUUGACUCCUCCCAGGGCUGAGGGCAGUCAGAUGGCAGGAUUUCUAUAGUGUAUCUAGCAUGAGUUCCAGAUCUUGGCAUUUUAUCCAGCUUCGACACUCUUAUCUCCACCUCCUGGAGAAUAAAUGGGAUUUGCAUGAAUUCCACAUUCUGAAUUGAAAGACAGACUGCAUUGCUAAUAGCCUUUUCUUCUGAUUGUUAAUAACAGCUCCAGAAAAUUAAAUGUCGUCAGAAGACCGAGAAGCUCAGGAGGAUGAGUUGCUGGCCCUGGCGAGUAUUUACGAUGGAGAUGAAUUUAGGAAAGCAGAGUCUGUCCAAGGUGGAGAAACCAGGAUCUAUUUGGACUUGCCGCAGAAUUUCAAGAUAUUCGUGAGCGGCAAUUCAAAUGAGUGUCUCCAGAAUAGUGGCUUUGAAUACACCAUUUGCUUUCUGCCUCCACUUGUGCUGAACUUUGAACUGCCACCAGAUUAUCCAUCCUCCUCCCCACCUUCAUUCACACUUAGUGGCAAAUGGCUGUCACCAACUCAGCUGUCUGCUCUUUGCAAGCACUUAGACAACCUGUGGGAAGAACACCGUGGCAGCGUGGUCCUGUUUGCUUGGAUGCAGUUUCUUAAGGAAGAGACCUUAGCGUACCUGAAUAUUGUCUCUCCUUUUGAGCUCAAGAUGGGUUCUCAGAAAAAGGUGCAGAGAAGGAUGGCUCAAGCCUCCCCCAGCACAGACCUAGCUUUUGGAGGAGCUGCUGGAUCCGAUGUUGACCAAGAGGAAGUUGUGGAUGAGCGAGCGGUGCAGGAUGUGGAAUCGCUGUCGAGUCUGAUCCAGGAAAUCUUGGACUUCGAUCAAGCUCAGCAGAUUAAAUGCUUUAACAGUAAAUUGUUCCUGUGCAAUAUCUGUUUCUGUGAGAAGCUGGGUAGCGAAUGCAUGUACUUCCUGGAGUGCAGGCACGUGUACUGCAAAGCCUGUCUAAAGGACUACUUUGAAAUACAGAUCAGAGAUGGCCAAGUUCAGUGCCUCAACUGCCCAGAACCCAAGUGCCCUUCGGUGGCCACUCCUGGUCAGGUCAAAGAGCUAGUGGAAACAGAGUUAUUUGCCCGCUAUGACCGCCUUCUCCUCCAGUCCACCUUGGACUUGAUGGCAGAUGUGGUGUAUUGUCCCCGCCCCUGCUGCCAGUUGCCUGUGAUGCAGGAGCCCGGUUGCACCAUGGGCAUCUGCUCUAGUUGCAAUUUUGCCUUCUGUACCUUGUGCAGAUUGACUUACCACGGGGUCUCUCCAUGUAAGGUAACUGCUGAGAAAUUAAUAGACUUACGAAAUGAGUACCUGCAAGCAGAUGAGGCCAAUAAAAGAUUUUUGGAACAGAGGUAUGGCAAGAGGGUGAUUCAGAAGGCGCUGGAAGAGAUGGAAAGUAAGGAAUGGCUAGAAAAGAACUCAAAGAGCUGCCCGUGUUGUGGGACUCCCAUAGAGAAACUAGAUGGAUGUAACAAGAUGACAUGUACUGGAUGUAUGCAAUAUUUCUGUUGGAUUUGCAUGGGUUCUCUCUCUAGAGCAAACCCUUAUAAACAUUUCACUGAUCCUGCUUCCCCGUGUUUUAAUCGGUUGUUCCAUGCUGUGGAUGUUAAUGGAGAUAUUUGGGAAGAUGAGAUUGAAGACUAGUUAACUCCUGCUCAAGAUAAGGAAAUGGAAUGGUUUACCCAAAUCUUGUGUCAAGUACACAAAAUAGUUUUGCAGGCUAUUUAGGGUACCAUUUAUGCACUCAUCCUUUGUAGAAGAUGUGGAAGAACAAGGUUUAUAUUUCCAUGUGAUACUACUGAUAAAGGCACAUGCACACAUUUUUCAAUGUAACAUAGAGAAAAUUAUAAGCCAAAGGUUCAAUGAAAACUAGAGAAUAUUAAAUACUACAGUGUGCCCGAAGCUCUGAAUAGUUAAAAAGUAAAUAUUUAUUUUCUUCCCCAAGCUUUAGGUGAAGAGAGGAGUCAAGAGUUAAAGUUAUAGACCUUUUUAUCUGAAAGCAUCCCUCUAAGACAUUAUGGGGGAGUCCCCUCAGUACUGCUCCUUAUGACUGGGGUAGGUAGAAAGAAGCCUUAUUAAAAUUGUACCAAGAGCCUGAUCUCAUUUACUCCAUGUCAUGUUCCUUUCACCCUAAGUUUCUGCCAAGUGACUUUUCUUUGAGGAAGCCCUUUUAGUCAGUAACUGAUUGGAUGACCCAGUGUCAUUUUGAUCUGCUUUUCAGAAUAGAAAUUUAUAGAUAAUUAAAAAAAUCUUUUUAAUGCCAAAAACACUGUGGGCCAGCUGGUAUUUAUUAGUGGGGUAUAGUUCACUGGUUUUGAGCCCAGUCUAGAAUUUAAUGAUACUGGCUCAGAAGAAUUUCAAUCCUAUUCAGCUCUUCUGGGCGGUAGAGCCUAGAUUCAAAAUGACUUGUCUUUGCUACCUUUUGUUCUACGCUCUCUCCCUUCACUCAUGCCCUACCUUCCAUUAGUAAGGACAAUUUUAAUAUUAACUCCAGCAGCUCAUAUUUUUAUUUAUGCUGGAAUAGGAGAAAGCCUAAUAUAUUCCCAAGCUGUACAAGCUGCAUUUUUAAAAAUUACCUCUAUUUUGAACUCCCCACCAUUGUAGUUCGAGUCCCAAUUUUCUGAAUUCUUUUUAAAGGUCUUCUCUAAUGAGCUAUGGAAAUUUGGCUUCCUACCCUUUUUUGCAACAGCACUAUUUUGGGGGAUAAUUUUGGCUUGAUUCCUAGAUCCCUGUUUCUGGAUUUUGAUGGCUUUUUGAAAAAUUGUCUUUCCUUGUGGUUUGGUGAAUGGCUUGGUAGCAAAAUGAUUUUUUGAAAAAGAGGACAGAGGGAUACAGCUGCAGCUGUAAACAUGUUCUUUUUUCCCAACUUGUCAUUGAAAAUUGGGGAAUCACUUUUAACCAUUUUAUGUGUGUGUAUCCAGAGUCAGCAAGGACUGUUUCUGGAUUGUCAAUGAGGCUGCUUAAUCUUAAAAAUAAAAAUAAUUUAAAAAUUGUCUUAUAAUUA
Lynx canadensis (Canada lynx) is the source of this 3747-nucleotide messenger RNA. RefSeq names its product ring finger protein 14 (gene RNF14). Gene Ontology annotation, molecular function: ubiquitin conjugating enzyme binding; ubiquitin protein ligase activity; zinc ion binding. Gene Ontology annotation, biological process: ubiquitin-dependent protein catabolic process; positive regulation of proteasomal ubiquitin-dependent protein catabolic process; protein polyubiquitination. Bases 963 to 2387 code for a protein of 474 amino acids. The record is from RefSeq and is a predicted model, not a curated record. The transcript is spliced from 11 exons. Lineage: Eukaryota; Metazoa; Chordata; Mammalia; Carnivora; Felidae. Gene Ontology annotation, cellular component: ubiquitin ligase complex; cytoplasm.